CAUUAUUAGAAUCACAUUUAAAGUCUCCCAGCUCUCACUUACUCUCACUCUGUCUAGCAUACAUCGUCUUUGUCCAUCCGUGGGCCCUCUGCUUUUGGCAUACUAAUACUGCUGCCAAUGUUUUAUGUGAAAAUAUUUGUUACUGUUACUAACUGCUCUCAUUGAAGAAGAUAAGGAAACCUAUUUUUUUUCUUUGUCCACAGCCAUGAGGAUUUUUAUUGCUUUUGAAGGGUUAUGUGAGCCUUUUGACAUUUCCCAGGACCAAACAAUCCAGGCUAUAAAGAUGAUGGUCAAGGAUUUUUUUCAUUUGCAACUCAUUGAUAAUAAGCAAAGUCAUCAGUUCUUGGAGCUUUCUUAUGCUGGAGCUACUUUGGAAGAUAGCUGGGUGCUGGCCGAUAUUGGAAUAACUCCAUUUUCCACUAUCAAAUGUGUCUUGAAGGAGGAAGAUAAACCAGUUCUGCUGGUGUACAAUACUCUUAUGAAGGAGUCCAUGCAGAUCAUGGGAAAUCUUUACUUGCUGUCAUCAAGAGUGUCCACCCUAAAGACAAUGAUAUCUAUGAAAUGUGGACUACCAGUGAGUGUGUUCUGGCUAAGUUUGGAGAAUGGUGUCCAGCUCUAUGACUGCAACAAGCUGGAUGACUAUGGAAUUGAAGUAGGGGCUACCAUCUUUCUCACUGUAUGGGAUGGUUGGGAUGAAUUUUUAAGAGGCUGCUUUAUGGGGCAUAAGCACAAAAUCUAUCGUUGUCUCUCCAAGGAAGAGCCUGUUUUAAGAUUUCAGCAGAGAGUUGCCCUGUACAUUUCUGCUUUCUUAGGCCACCUGGAGCUGGCUGGCUGGCUUUUGAAGAAAGGAGUUCGGGCCAAUAAGCCUGUUGGUGUCCAUCCCUAUAGGGCAUGGUGCCAAGACAUGGAUCAUGCUGAUAACUUAAAGUGUCCAGUUCACACUGCUGCUGAGUCUGGGCAACUCCUUUUGCUCAAAGUAUUUAUCAACAACAACAUUCUCUGCUUGGAGAGCCUUAAUCCACUAGGUUUAACUCCCCUGAGGAUCUGCAUCAAACACAAGCACAAGGAGUGUGUGCUUUACCUUGUUACCAAGAUGUGGUCUGUUGUGUCUUACCCUGGACUUUCUCUUCCAGUAGGCAUAUACAUAAAAAUAAAGCGCUGGAUCUGUAGAGCUCAGAAGCACAUUGUAGUUCAACGGAUCCUUUGUAGGACUGCCACCUUUAAUACCAGGGUAGGAGACACUGUUCUGAUUGAUGGCUUUAUCCAAACAAAGCCAAAAAACAAAGUACAUGAAUUAUGUUACUUUCAACCGAGAUAUACUUUGCCAGCACUUUGUUCAGAAACUAUCCAAAAAGAAAAUAAUGAAUUUCCUAAUGAAGCCUCAUUCCCUCACAUUCAACAAGGAGCACAUGCAGAGACACGCAAAAAGAGAAGAGUGAACACCAAGAAAGCUCCAGAAGCAGUUAGUACAGCUAAAAACACAUGGAAAAGUCAAGUCCCUCUUCCCCCAAUUUCCCAGGACACCAACCCUCGGCCACAGUUCAUUUACACCUCUCCAGAUGCUUCCUUUCUCCUGACAUCAUCCUUGCAGUCUUUUACACGACACAGUGGAUGGACACCUAGAGAAAAUGCAAUUUAUUGUUUGGCCCGGGCAAGUUCCUUUACAGAGAAACCUUGGCUUCGACAACUUGGCAUGGCAAGGAAUUUGGCCAGAAGAACUGUGCACAACAUAACAUAAAAUCUGUGUAUCGCAUCCUUGGACACACUAUUUUUACUUAUGACUAUUUUCUUUUCAGUUGUUUAUUAGGAAUUAAUCAUUUGUUGCCUGUCUGUGUAGCAGAUUAAUUUGUCUUGCUAUCAGAGAAAGUGUUAGAAUUUUGCAUUUUUACAAUCCUUGUUCUCCAGGCAGAAAGAAGACAUAGUGAAGAAAUCAGCAUUAUGAGAAUUUCACUGUCUUGCACUAGGGUUUCUUUCUUGUUAGGCUAGAUAAUUACAAUGGAUGACAUAACCAUUCAAUAAAAAACAUCUGUAGAUCAGAUUAACAAUAUGAUAUCUCUGAUUUAAAAUAUGUCUGUUUUUUAUCC
Messenger RNA from Erpetoichthys calabaricus (reedfish), 2084 nucleotides. RefSeq names its product protein ANKUB1-like. Gene Ontology annotation, molecular function: protein binding. Lineage: Eukaryota; Metazoa; Chordata; Cladistia; Polypteriformes; Polypteridae. The record is from RefSeq and is a predicted model, not a curated record. The transcript is spliced from 6 exons. The coding region runs from base 206 to 1738 and encodes 510 amino acids.